AUGACUUUGAAGAACAAGAGUCCGAAAGCCAAGACGAAGAAAGAACAGAAGGCCGCAGAACUUGAGAGACGCAAGGCUCUCAGAGCUCAAAGAGAAUUCGAAGCUUUUGGAGCGGAACGCGAACGGAGACCAGGAACUUUAUCCGUGUAUGAAGUUUGGUGGUGUAAACAGUAUCAAUGGUUAAAGGCUCAUGGGUACUUACUUCGUUCUCGAUAUGCCCCGGAAUGGAUACCAUCAUGGGAGGGUUCACAGCGUCACCCUUUUACUUGUGAAGAUGGUCACAUAUCCCAAUUUCCUCAAAUAAUGGAUGCGACUCGCAUGUCUGAUGGCUUGUACAUUUCGCUCAAAGUGGUGGACAAAUCGGUACACCCUCACGAAGUAGAUAUCGGGCAAUAUUUCAUGAUGGAGCCCCUUGCUUCCGAUCCCAAGAACCACUGCGUUCCAUUUCUCGAUGUACUAUCAGUACCGAACGAAGAGGGAAAACAUAUACUCGUGAUGCCACUGUUGCUUGAUUUUACGAUGCCUCGAUUCGACACCGUUGGCGAGGUGGUGGAAUGCCUUAGACAGUUAUUUGAAGGGUUGUUGUUCAUGCACACCAAUCACGUAGCGCACCGCGAUUGCAUGUCGAGAAAUAUCAUGAUGGAUGCAAAACACCUCUACCCUGAACCAUAUCACCCUGCUCAACCUCAUAUGAAGCGUGACUUCAGUGGCUAUGUGAGCCAUCUCACUCGCACUCAGCGGCCGCCAAAGUACUACCUAAUUGAUUUUGGUUUAUCACGGCGGUACGAUGCCACCGAGGAAAACCCACUCGAGUAUCCAAUAUUUGGGGGCGACAAAUCAGUGCCAGAAUUUCAGAAGAAUGUCGACGUUCCAAUGAAUCCUUUCCCCACCGAUAUCUAUUAUCUCGGAAACGUCAUCAGAGAGCAGUUCUUGUAUGCCAGAGUUGGGCUUGAGUUUUUGAAACCUCUCGUCGACGACAUGGUACAGGAUAGUCCCAGUGGGAGACCUACCAUGGAAGCGGUAGUUCAGCAGUUUGACUCGAUCCGUCAAAGACUCAGCACAUGGAAACUGCGUUCCCGUGUCAUUUCUGUGGAGGACAGCCUCCUGGAAAACAUGUAUUACGGAACCACACACUGGCGGCGGCGCAUAGGCUUUAUCGCCAGGCGUGUUUCAGCUAUACCUCACCCUUCCGGUUGAAAAAUGCCUCGUGCGAUGUGUGCAGUGAUACCAUGUGAGCCUCAAGGUCUGAGGAUAUGGGAUGAAGUCUUGGUUAAAAUCUACCGGCCAAAUAGUCGGUUACUCCUGCAUGAUUAUUAUAUCUAGGCGUUGCUCUUCGCUGUUACGCGUCAUUCCCGACAUAUCUUAACAGAACUAUUAUACUCAGUAUGUAAAGUUGCGAAGGUCGGGACCUUGUAAAACAAGGUAACUUAUGCAAUGCCCACGGAGCCGUGGAACACCUUAGUUCCAUGC
Molecule: messenger RNA, 1470 nt
Organism: Suillus fuscotomentosus
Lineage: Eukaryota; Fungi; Basidiomycota; Agaricomycetes; Boletales; Suillaceae
Exons: 5
Coding region: 1-1197 (398 amino acids)
Biological process (GO): protein phosphorylation
Molecular function (GO): protein kinase activity; ATP binding
Source: RefSeq, a predicted model, not a curated record